This is a messenger RNA of Oryzias latipes (Japanese medaka), 980 nucleotides long. RefSeq names its product selenoprotein M (gene selenom). NCBI's taxonomy places the organism in Eukaryota, Metazoa, Chordata, Actinopteri, Beloniformes, Adrianichthyidae. Gene Ontology annotation, cellular component: endoplasmic reticulum lumen. The record is from RefSeq and is a predicted model, not a curated record. Gene Ontology annotation, molecular function: oxidoreductase activity.
UCCUGCCUCAUCCGAGAGCAAAGCUUGACGUGGCAGCCGAUCACCACUUCCCCUUCUGUCUCCCAGUUACCUUCGUGCAUCCACGGGUUCCGGUUCGACGGAAGACCGGCUCCGGGAGGAGAAUGUGGCUGAUCGCGCUGGCCGCCGUUCUUCAUUGCGCCUCCGGUUAUGAUAUCGACGUGAAGAAGCUGGAGGGGCUGGCGCGAGCGCGGGUGGAGACGUGUGGUGGAUGACAGCUCAACAGGCUCAGAGAGGUCAAAGCUUUUGUGACUCAGGACAUUCCACUUUACCAUAACUUGGUGAUGAAGCACAUUCCUGGGGCUGAUCCUGAGCUUGUCCUCCUCAGUCACUAUUAUGAUGAACUUGAUAGGAUUGCCCUUUCUCACAUGACCCGCACUGAGAUUAAUGAGCUUUUGGUGAAACUGGGGUUUUAUAAGAAGGAGAAACAAGAGGAUGAGGUGCCAGAGGAGUUCCGCUUCUCCCCCGCCAAAGACAGCCCGUUUAAAGAUGAGCCCCAGCACAAAGCAUCCACCUCUGAGGGAAACGCAGAGGCCGAGCACACCGACCUAUAACCUGCAAGAGCAAGACCACCCAUAGCUGCUGACAAAUGUUUGUAAUUCUUCAUAAGACCGGGAGAAAGCUCUGGGAAAUGUUAGACACAUGUGACGACCCGUUAUAGGCCCACUCUUAAUGAGCACCUAGUUUUCAUUGUACAUUUAUGGGUCGUAUCAGGUUAUUUUGUGGGUGAUUUUCUACUGUCCAAACAGAAAUUUCAAGUUUGUGUGAAAUCAUUUCCAUGAUCUUUUCCUCUUUUUGUGAGUCUGUGUUUCCUUCUUUCCUGCUGGGGAACUGAAUGAAGCUUCAGGCUGAAAAUCUUCUGACUGGCCUAAGGCUGAUGCUAUUUGUUCUUGUGGGUAGGACUCAUGCAAACAAGAUGACUCCAGAGGAAAUAAGAAAAUAAAAACAGCCAAACCACCCUG